AUGGGCCCUCCAAGGUUCGAUCAACCCUUCGCAGGCUAUGCUCAACCUCGAGAUCCAGGAUCCCAAAAUGCAGCACGAAACCACUUCAUCGCAGCAACGGGGGAGUUUGUUGGCACAUUCAUGUUCCUCCUCUUCGCCUUCCUGGGCCACACGAUGGCAGUAGACCAGGCACCGGACACUGCACCAAAUGGAGCCAACAGCAGCAUGACCGUGAUCUACAUUGCAAUGGCCUACGGCUUCUCACUUCUCGUCACCGCAUGGACAAUGUUCAGAGUCAGCGGUGGUCUUUUCAAUCCUGCUGUAACGAUUGGCCUCAGUCUGUCUGGACAAUUGCCUUGGACACGAGCUUUGAUUUUCUUGCCGACACAGCUUUUGGCAGCAAUCUGUGCGGCGGCGGUAUGUAGUGGCAUCAUACCUGGGGACAUCGCGACAGUACAGACGACAUUAGCAUCUAAUGUCGGCAUUGCCCAAGGGUUGUUCUUGGAGAUGUUCCUUACCGCCGAGCUCACUUCACGCACAUAUAUCGCACCUGUCGGAAUAGGUCUCGCGCUGUUCGUAGCUGAGAUCGCUGGAGUCUACUACACUGGAGGUGCGCUAAAUCCAGCCCGUUCCUUUGGCCCUUGUGUCGCCGGAGCAUCUUUCCAAGAACAUCACUGGAUAUACUGGGUCGGCCCAUAUCUCGGAGCCAUGAUCGCCGCCGGAUAUUACCACUUCGUCAAAUUCUUCAACUACGAAGAAGCGAACCCUGGCCAAGACAGUGCCGACGGUAAGCACAUCGAUUAG
This is a messenger RNA of Fulvia fulva, 783 nucleotides long. Its product is annotated as Aquaporin-1. The transcript is spliced from 3 exons. Gene Ontology annotation, biological process: transmembrane transport. The record is from RefSeq and is a predicted model, not a curated record. Gene Ontology annotation, cellular component: plasma membrane. Lineage: Eukaryota; Fungi; Ascomycota; Dothideomycetes; Mycosphaerellales; Mycosphaerellaceae. The coding region runs from base 1 to 783 and encodes 260 amino acids. Gene Ontology annotation, molecular function: water channel activity.